AUGCGCAUGUCAGCAGCCGCGAAAAGCCGUGUGGCAUCGUGGAGGAGGAUGACUGAUUUAACAAAUCACGAAGGUGUCAACUCACCGCCAAGCCCCAUGGACGACACAAUCGAGGUGCGCCUGCCGCCAUCCAUUCAAGCAGCGCACGACGAACGGGAGUACAACCUGGACCGUAUCAGCCCCAAGACCGCUGAGCCCCGGACGAUGCCCGACGUGUCCGCGCCCACCCGGCGCGAACGUGAUAUCUGGGGCACAUCUCCCCUGGAUCGCUCACCACACCGCUCACCAGCCUCCACCUACCCAAAUCUGGAGAAUCCCGAGGAGCCGACGCAGAAGCGCAAACGAUCGCCGUCUGUGGAGGAAACAUCGUAUCGCCAAGAUACGCAACGAACCCGCCCGCCUCCGCUCCAGCACCAGCGCGGCGAUUCAGAUCUGCCACGAAUCUUGACCGCCACGGAGACCGCCGCGGCAGCAAUUGCGGCAGCAUCAGCGGCAUCGCGUGCGUCCAAGGACGGCGAAUCUGAGCCGCCUCGCACGUCGGCAGAACCCCGUGAUUCAUACGACAUCUCUCGCAGCCGCGAGUACACCUCCAGACCGUAUGCCGACGAAGAGCGUGAGCAACAGCAACAGCAGCAGCAACAACAACAACAACAGCAACAGCAACAGCAACAACAACAGCGCGAACAGCAGCAGCGCGAGCAACACCAUGCCGACAUGUGGUUCUCUCGCACCUCUCGCGAUGACCGUCAAGCCGCUGGCCCGUCGAACGAAAGUGCCGCUUACCAGCAGCAUCAGCACCGACGCUCCGGAUCGGUCCACUCUCCCGCGGAAGACCAUUCCGUCAAUGAUGCACGCCAGCUGGACAAAUCGGUGCCGCAUGCCAGUGCCUCUCCACAGAGCGAAUAUGGCGUCAACAGCCCGGACGAUGAAGAGCGGCCAGCCGUUUACGGCGCUCCUUUUUCGCCAAGCAACCAGAAGAUCGGUCCGCCUCUGCAGCAAACGGACCCGAAGCGUCGGAAGCGCAACUUUAGCAACCGGACCAAGACCGGUUGUCUCACCUGUCGCAAGCGCAAGAAGAAGUGCGACGAGACCAAGCCUGAAUGCAGCAACUGUGUCCGUGGUGGUUUUAUUUGUGCUGGCUACCCACCGCAGAAGGGCCACUGGGGCAAGCCAGACCUGACCAAGCCAACAGUGCAGAUCGAGUCCAAGGACCCAACGUAUGUGCCACCCGGUGCCUACGGCAUGCCUGGUCCUGGCAGCGGUCUGCAAGGCGGCACAUUCCACCAGCAACGACGCGAAUCGCUUCCUCUGUACCGCGGCCAGGCGCUUCGUAUCCAGCCGCCACAAGGACGCCCUAUUGUGACAGACGACGACCGGCCCACUGCGUCCACCCUGCCCAGUGCGCUCACCAGCUCGGACGGCCACAAUAAGCUUUCCGCACUGUCUGCAUUUUCUGCGCCGGCAAAUGUGUUCCCGACGCCCGUCAGUGCGGCCACAACGGCCCCCUUCCCGGAUCGUACGCCCAAGGAAUACCAGCGGGUGCCGCCGCUACACGACCUCAGCCGGACAACCGACCCGGAGACACCGCAGCUCCUGACGCCACUACCUCAGAUCAACAUUCACAGGUCAGGUAGUCCUCCUUAUCGGCAGCCAUCGCCGCAACAGAAUCAACUGCAAUCACAGCAACAGCAGCCACCACAGCAACAACAGCAGCAGCAGCAGCAGCAGCCGCCGCCGCCGCAGCAGUCUCAACCGCCAUCCCAGCAUCUCCACCACCGCCAGCUGUCGCAAACCGAUGUGUCUCGUCCACCUCCGCCGCGCGAGAAUGAACUCGACCGCGAGCACGAACGCCCUCCUCAGCACUCUGCGCAGAACCCGCACCAGCCGGUUCACCAGGGCCAGCACCUGCAGUCCGCACCGCAAUUUCACCCGCAACACGCGCACCCCACGCAGCACCAGAACCAGCCGCUUCCGGAUCAUCGAUCGCAGCCGCCUAUGCAGCGCCACCAGCCUCGCCAUGCACCGUUGCACCAGGACCCCGUGCCAAUCGAGAGACAGGCCCGCUUCUUGCACCACCGCCCGUACUCGUCCCAGCCGCUGGCACCUCGUCAGCCGCACCAGAAAGAAGGCGGCGAGGAGGCGGACGAUUGCAAAGACACUGAAGAGGCACGGGCCGCGUCAAGACGCAAUGUUCCCUUCUUCAGCACCGUGCCGGGCCCGAGACGCGAGAAGGAUGAGAUGCACGCAGGCCGGCCUUUCUACCAGUUUGACAAUGAGUUGGUUGAUCUCCGGGAACGCUGUGCGGCGGCUUGCUGGAAGUUCAACAACUCGACAAACCCCAAUAUCGGUGUCUCACAGAGCGAGCGCACGCGGCUGUUCAAAGAGAUCAUUCAACCGCGAGGAGCCGAUCAGCAGGCCGCCACGGGUCCUGUUGGCGGCCAGGUCGUCGUGGAUGCCCCGUUCCACGCCGACUACGGGUACAACAUCACCAUUGGCAACGCCGUCCACAUUGGCCGCAACUGCCACUUCUCCGAUGCGAUGCCAAUCAACAUUGGCAACCGCGUGACAAUUGGUCCCAAUGUGUCCUUCACAUCGGCUCCGUCCACCGACCCGAUGGAGCGCGACGGUGUGCACAGUGCUCUCCAGGGUCGAGCCAUCACCAUUGCCGACGACGUUUUUAUUGGCGGCAAUGUCACGAUCCUCGCCGGUGUGCACAUUGGAAAGGGUGCGGUCGUCGGCGCAGGCUCCGUCGUGACGUCGUCCCUUCCUGGAUUUACUGUCAGCCAUGGCACCCCUGCUGCUGUCAAGCGGAGCACGUCACAAGUGCAAGCCUGA
This is a messenger RNA of Sporothrix schenckii 1099-18, 2835 nucleotides long. RefSeq lists its product as uncharacterized. The transcript has 3 exons. The record is from RefSeq and is a predicted model, not a curated record. Lineage: Eukaryota; Fungi; Ascomycota; Sordariomycetes; Ophiostomatales; Ophiostomataceae. Gene Ontology annotation, biological process: regulation of DNA-templated transcription. The coding region runs from base 1 to 2835 and encodes 944 amino acids. Gene Ontology annotation, molecular function: zinc ion binding; DNA-binding transcription factor activity, RNA polymerase II-specific; acetyltransferase activity.